AUGAUUGAAGAAGCUGACUGCAAAUUUGUUCCUUCUGAAGAUUGGCCUUCAAGAGACUUGCACAAAGUAAUUUCAUCAGGAAUUCAGCCUCUACAAAACUUAAUUGUAUUGAUCUAUGUUGGUGAAGAAAAGAAAAAGGAAUGGGCACAGCAUUGGAUUACUAGAGGUUUCCGAGCUGUGGAAAAACUUUUGUCUACAUCUGCUGGAAAAUAUUGCGUUGGAGAUGAAAUUACAUUAGCUGACUGCUGCUUGAUACCACAAGUCUUUAAUGCUCGCAGAUUUCAUGUUGAUUUGCGUCCUUUUCCAAUAAUAUUGCGGAUUGAUCGUGAAUUAGAGACACAUCCAGCUUUUCGAGCAGCGCAUCCUUCUAGCCAACCAGAUUGCCCUCCAGAAGCAACAAAAUAA
Messenger RNA from Ctenocephalides felis (cat flea), 405 nucleotides. RefSeq names its product probable maleylacetoacetate isomerase 2. The coding region runs from base 1 to 405 and encodes 134 amino acids. Gene Ontology annotation, biological process: glutathione metabolic process; L-phenylalanine catabolic process. Lineage: Eukaryota; Metazoa; Arthropoda; Insecta; Siphonaptera; Pulicidae. The record is from RefSeq and is a predicted model, not a curated record. Gene Ontology annotation, cellular component: mitochondrion. Gene Ontology annotation, molecular function: glutathione transferase activity; maleylacetoacetate isomerase activity. The transcript has 3 exons.